This is a messenger RNA of Rhizoctonia solani, 3252 nucleotides long. RefSeq names its product DNA polymerase family B. The record is from RefSeq and is a predicted model, not a curated record. Gene Ontology annotation, molecular function: 3'-5'-DNA exonuclease activity; DNA binding; nucleotide binding. The coding region runs from base 1 to 3252 and encodes 1083 amino acids. Lineage: Eukaryota; Fungi; Basidiomycota; Agaricomycetes; Cantharellales; Ceratobasidiaceae. Gene Ontology annotation, cellular component: delta DNA polymerase complex. Gene Ontology annotation, biological process: base-excision repair, gap-filling; nucleotide-excision repair, DNA gap filling; DNA-templated DNA replication. The transcript has 25 exons.
AUGAUGGCCAAAGACAGCACAGGAUCUUCGCGCAAACGAACCGAGGACGACACGCAAACAAAUACUAAGAAACGUAAAGUUGACAAUGGUCUGUCUGCGAAGAAAAGUCUCGUAGGGAGCCAAUCUCUGGCCGAGAGCCAAGAGCCAUCAUUUGUUGAAAUUCUGGAACAAUUCGAGGAUGGAGAGGCCCAAGCCGAGGGUGGGCGGAAUCUUUGGCCAAGGCCGGAACUCAAGAAGUUUGACCCCAAGACCACCUCUAUUACCUUCCAGCAAAUAGACGUUGAUAUGUUUCCUGGUGCAACCGGUUUGGUCUUUGGAUUAUUUGGCGUUACACCCGAGGGGCAUAGUGUAUUGGCUCAUGUUACGGACUUUUUACCAUACUUUUAUAUAGCCAUGCCUCGAGGGUAUGACCCAAAUGAGGCGCGCGCGUUUAUGGAUCACUUGAAUGGGCAAACGGCACCGGGGACCGUCUUAAAAAUUGAAAUAGUUCACAAACGAAGCUUGUGGUCAUAUCGCUUGAACGCUCGGGCAGAGGAUGAAACAAGCCCGUUCCUGAAGAUUACACUUUCUGAGGCUCGUAAUGUUCCAAAAGUUAGAGAUGAGUACAUGGGCUUAUUCAACGGUCCGAUCACAACAUACGAAAGUAACAUGCCGUUCGAACUUCGCUUUAUGGUGGAUCGUGAGAUAGUUGGGAUGAAUUGGGUCGAGGCUCCAGCAGGAGCAUAUGAAUUGCGAUCCGACAGUCAAAAGAUUUCUACUUGUCAGAUAGAACUGAACAUAAGGUACGACCUCAUUAAAUCCUACCCCGCUGAUGGGGAAUGGUCGAAGGUGGCACCUCUUCGAAUUUUGAGCUUUGAUAUUGAAUGUGCCGGUCGAAAGGGUAUCUUCCCCGAGGCAUCCAUUGAUCCAGUCAUUCAAAUAGCCAACAUGGUCACAGUGCAAGGCGAAUCUUCACCAUUUGUCAGGAACGUGUUUACACUAGAUGACUGCGCGCAUAUCGUUGGAUCAGACGUCAUUUCAUUUAAAAAUGAGGACGCCAUGCUCUUGGCUUGGCGGGCCUUCGUUGAAGAGGUCGAUCCCGACGUUGUUAUCGGUUACAAUAUCGCCAACUUCGAUCUGCCUUACCUUUUAGAUCGUGCUCGAGCCCUUAAAGGAGCUUCUGAUGGAUUCCCCCACUUGGGACGCAUUAAACACUAUAAAACUACCACCAAGGACACCCACUUUAGCUCCAAGGCAUUUGGCCAGAGAGACUCCAAAGAGACCCAGUUAAAUGGUCGACUACAACUUGAUAUGCUGCAGUACAUGCAGCGCGAACAAAAACUCCGAAGCUAUACCUUGAAUGCUGUCUGCGCCCAUUUUCUUGGUGAACAAAAAGAAGACGUGCACCAUUCCGUUAUUACAGACCUACAAAACGGGAACGCCGAGACAAGGCGACGAUUGGCCGUUUACUGUUUAAAGGAUGCGUAUCUUCCUCAGAGACUUAUGGAUAAGCUAAUGUGUUUCGUGAACUAUACGGAAAUGGCAAGGGUCACGGGUGUCCCAUUCAACUAUUUGCUUCAAAAAGGACAACAAAUCAAGGUUAUUUCUCAACUCUACCGGAAAGCCAAUGCCGACGGAUAUGUUAUCCCCAACAUGAAGGCAGAAGGGGUCGACGAGCAAUACGAAGGUGCCACAGUUAUUGAGCCAAAGCGCGGGUACUAUGAUGUUCCGAUAGCCACCCUCGAUUUUAGCUCUCUGUACCCGUCUAUCAUGAUGGCACAUAACCUUUGCUACACCACCCUGCUUUACAAGGAAACGAUUGAACAACACGGGCUCGUCAAGGGAGAAGACUAUAUACAGACUCCAAACAACGAUUUCUUUGUUACGGCCAAGCGUAGGAAGGGAUUGCUACCUACUAUUCUGGAAGACCUGAUCGCGGCCCGAAAACGCGCUAAAGCCGACCUCAAAAAAGAAACAGACCCUUUCAAACGAGCUGUGUUGGAUGGUCGUCAACUUGCAUUGAAGAUCAGUGCAAACUCGGUUUAUGGGUUUACUGGUGCCACUAUUGGACGCCUCCCGUGCUUGGCCAUAUCUUCAAGUGUUACCGCUUACGGUCGUGAAAUGAUCGAGCGAACCAAACAUGAAGUUGAAACUGAGUACUGUAUUAACAACGGGCGGGAACAUGACGCAGAAGUAAUUUAUGGUGAUACCGAUUCCGUCAUGAUCAAGUUUGGGACUACGGACCUUGAAAGUACCAUGGCACUUGGCGCGGAGGCUGCUGAGCUCAUCACGGCCAAGUUUGUCAAACCAAUCAAACUCGAAUUCGAGAAGGUCUACUUUCCUUACUUGCUCAUUAACAAGAAGCGCUAUGCUGGCUUGUAUUGGACCAACCCGAAAAAGUACGAUAAAAUGGACGCCAAGGGCAUUGAGACUGUUCGGAGAGACAAUUGUCGGCUGGUACAAACGGUCAUAGAGACAUGUCUGCGCAAGAUGUUGAUCGACCGUGAUGUCAAGGGUGCAGAAGACUAUACCAAGCAAAUUAUCUCUGAUUUACUCCAAAACCGAAUCGAUAUGUCUCAGCUGGUUAUCACCAAAGCUCUGGCCAAAGCAGCGGUCGAAGAUUAUGCUGCCAAACAAGCACACGUAGAACUCGCCGAACGUAUGAAAAAACGCGACGCAGGUUCGGCCCCUGCGUUGGGUGAUCGUGUCGCAUAUGUGAUAGUGAAGGCUGCAAAAGGUGCCGCGGCAUACGAAAAGUCGGAAGACCCUCUCUAUGUUUUGGAGAACAACAUUCCGAUCGAUACCAAGUAUUAUCUCGACAACCAGCUGUCCAAACCUUUGAUGCGUAUCUUCGAACCCAUUAAAGGAGAAAAGGAAGCUGCAACCUUACUUUCGGGAAGCCAUACCCGCACGAUCCAAAUCGCAACUCCGACAAUUGGUGGUCUCAUGAAAUUCGCGGUAAAGACCGUUACGUGCCUUGGAUGUAAAACGGCGUUGAAAACCAGCAAUAGCAACAUGGGAGCCGUGUGCAAUAACUGUCGUCCCCGAUUGAUGGAGCUAUACUAUAAACAGGCAUGUUCUCGACAGACAUCCGAUCUACAAGUGGCGUUCGCUCGUUUAUGGACACAGUGUCAACGCUGCCAGGGAUCACUGCACCAAGAGGUGCUCUGCACUAGUAAAGAUUGUCCGAUUUUCUACAUGCGGAAGAAGGCACAAAAAGAUGUGGAAGAGUCAGUUGCGGUACUUGAUAGGUUCACUGAUGAGAGUUGGUAA